AGGGAACUAGUCAUUGACCAAAAAGUCCCUUAUCGUUGGAUGUAUAAUUUGGCAAACAACGCAAGGGCGGCAUUAGCUCGGAAUUGGAAAAUGCAAAGCAAAGCCACUCUCUCAUGUUUUAAGGAGUGGAGUAGCGAGUGAUGUCGCAAGCUGUUCAUCUCAUGUCUAACAACUUCCCAGGUUGCGGGUCAUUAGAAGGAAGAUGUCUCCCAUGCUUGGGUGUUUCUGGAAGAAUGGUGGCAGUGUCUUCCUGCUCGUCUCGUGGUGAUCUCAGAAUUUUUUCACAGGUCAAGGUUGGAGUUUUGAAAUGUGCUGCCAAAGGAACAUCAUUUGUGAGCAAGGCUGGUUCUGGGGCUUAUAGGAGAAAUCCUGACAUCAGGCAAAAUAGAAAUGGAUUCCGAGGCAGGAACAGGCAAAAUGAAGAGAGGGAUAAUUUCGAUGAUGAAUCUGAGUUAUUAUCUUCAAAAAAUGGGCCAUUACUCUCCCUCUCCAGUUCCCCAAAAUUCCAAGCAACCUCAGCCCCAGGACCAAGAGAGAAGGAAAUUGUUGAACUAUUCAGAAAGGUCCAGUCUCAGCUUCGAGAAAGAGCAGCAGCUAAGGAAGACAAGAAGAUUGAAGUGACACAGGGACAACGGAAAGAGAGUGAAACAGUAGAUUCUCUCCUCAAGUUGUUGAGGAAACACUCACUUGAGCAAGGUAAGAGGAAAAGCAGCAGUGGCAACACCAAAGAUUUUGUUUUGGACAAGACUGAACAGAAUGCUGUUUACGUUGAGAACAAAAGCACAAGCUUCUUUGAUUCAAGUAGUGGAGUGGGGGCCGAAGCCCGAGAACCUAAGGAACCUAAUGCCUCUUCUUUAACAAGGCCAGCAUCAAAUUUCAGACGCAGGUCUCCGGUUACUCAAUUCAAAUACCAGCCCAUUUAUCCCAGUGAGGAAACUAUGAGUUCUGUCUCACAAUUAGAUUCUAGUGGGAAGAGGAAGAACAGUGCAGUUGAGAUAAGUACUGACUCCAGACAUCAGACUGAACCAGAACUUGAGCUAGAGUCAGAGUCAGAGCAUGAUGCCAGCUUUGUGGAUGGGGAUGUCUAUGUUGAGUUAUCUGACAGUGAACCAAAUAUUCUAAUUGGCAAUGUGUAUGAUGAGGUGUCAGACAAUGAGUCCGAUGUUGUAGAAGACAGUGUAUAUGAGGCAUUAGAGGGUGAGUCUUUAGAUAUUGAUAAUGCUGAUAAUAAUGAACAUGGAGAGAAAGAGGAGGAUAUAGAACAUCCCGAAUUGAGUGCAUUGAAGCUCCCUGAACUAAGGGCAAUUGCCAAGUCUCGCGGUGUGAAAGGGUUUUCGAAGAUGAAGAAAGGCAAGCUGGUGGAGUUGUUAAGUGGUAGCUUAAUCUGAUCAGUAAUCAAGACUUUUAAAAUUAAAAAAAAAAAAACAAAAAAGGGCGAAAGACCACUUACAAUUUUGAGACUAGUUGUGAGAUUGUCCUUUUUGAUUUCUUAUAGUUUACUUUUGUUGUCUUUCUUUCAGUUGAUUGCUUCUAUGUAAUGUUUUGGCCCUUCAACAUCUUUUUCCAAACUUGGUCGUACUGAAUCAACAGGGGUAGUAAUUUAAGCUGGUCUCUGCUAUUCUUUAGCCAUUU
Molecule: messenger RNA, 1632 nt
Organism: Mangifera indica (mango)
Lineage: Eukaryota; Viridiplantae; Streptophyta; Magnoliopsida; Sapindales; Anacardiaceae
Product: rho-N domain-containing protein 1, chloroplastic-like
Exons: 2
Coding region: 141-1388 (415 amino acids)
Biological process (GO): DNA-templated transcription termination
Source: RefSeq, a predicted model, not a curated record